Messenger RNA from Zingiber officinale, 1008 nucleotides. RefSeq names its product flocculation protein FLO11-like. Bases 1 to 1008 code for a protein of 335 amino acids. NCBI's taxonomy places the organism in Eukaryota, Viridiplantae, Streptophyta, Magnoliopsida, Zingiberales, Zingiberaceae. The transcript has 3 exons. The record is from RefSeq and is a predicted model, not a curated record.
AUGGCUGAAGAAACGAUUGCUCCCUGGUAUACUCAAAUUUCAUCCUCUUUCGACAAGGAUGCUCAGCUUGCCAUUCGUCUGCAAUAUGAGAUUCCUAUGGAAUAUGACAUCAUAAUUCCUAACCCAGAUGAACAUCCUCACCAUCCUCCUGCUAACUUGGCUAAUUUCUAUGCUGCUUUGAUUAAUGAAGAGCUACGUCAGGAAGAGGCCCAACUUCAUGCAAAAGAACAAGAGCUUCUUACCGCACUUAAUCAGCCUUCAUCAACUGAAGUUUCAGCUCCUCCAACUGAAGCUUCCAGCUCUCAGGUGGUUCCCGAAGUUCCUGAGGGUCUUCUUGCAGAAACUACUACAGCCCCUUUUCCAACUGUUUCCUCACUAUUGGCUGUUACUCCUUCAGUGGCCAUCCCCCUUCUUGUUAUCGAGCUUACAUCCCCUGUAAGCAUAGGAAAAUCCCCUGUUGAGAUUGUCCCUAGCAAACGUCCGGGUUGCAAACUCACUAGAGCUCCCCCCUCAAAAAGGAGACUCACUCUUUCUGCUGAGGAAUUAUCCUCAGAAGAUUUUGCUCCUGCUGCCCCUUCUUCCACUGAGUCUACUCUCACCGAUCUAUAUCCUUCCCUUCUUUUUUCUUCCUCUCCUUCUACCAGCAACACCGCCCUUGGUGGUACUUCUUUUACUUUUCCUUUAUCUGUUCCCGAAUCUGGCCCUUUACCUUCUUCACUCUCUUCUUAUCUGAUUUUCGCUCCUCCUUCUAUUCCAACUGCUUCCUUUUCUGCGAGUUCCUCCACUAUUCCCGUCCUCCCUAUAUUACUGGGAGUUACGGACCUCAAUGCUGAAUUAUCUUCUAAAUUAGAGAAGCAGACUGCUGAGACCAACAAGUUAAAGUCUGAUUAUGAGUCCACCUUGGCUGAGAAACUCAAAGCUCUGCAGUUGAAGGAUGAUGAAAUAACUUCCUUAAACACUUCCUUGAAUACAGCUAGACAGAGGCCUCUACCAAAGAUGCUGAGUUGA